CACAAGUGGGCCAGAAGGCUGCUUAAUUACAUCUACAAAUCCCAACUCCCAGUCCCAUUAAACAAGAAUUAUAGUUUUUGAGAGACAAUGGCCAACAGUAAUUCAUCUCAAUCAUUAUAUUCAAAUAAAUAAUGCACUGUACGUCCGCAAUUGAGCAAUAAAAGAGAGACAAAGACCGGACCAAAUUUCACAACUCCCUCCCCUUUUCUAUUUAGUGAGUAGAAUCGUCGGGAACCCAGUCUUGUGUGGUCGUCUUUUUCAACCUUUUUCCUUUCUUUACUAGCUCCCACUUACCACCAAGACUAAGAUCCAAAGACCAGUGUCCUGCUCUCAAAAGUUACAUAUUGAUAUAGCAGAGAAACCAACUUCCAAUUUCUUCCUGCUCCAAGCCCAGGUGGUUUUGUGCAGAGACUAGAGAAAUGAAUCAAGAGAUGAAUGGUGGUGAGCUGGAGAAUCAUGAAGAGAAAAUAGACUAUGUGUUUAAGGUGGUUGUGAUCGGUGAUUCGGCUGUGGGUAAGACUCAGUUGCUUUCCAGGUUCACUAAGAACGAGUUCUGCUUCGAUUCCAAGUCUACUAUCGGCGUUGAGUUCCAGACUAGAACUGUCACCAUCAAAGGCAAAGUCGUUAAAGCCCAGAUCUGGGAUACUGCUGGCCAAGAAAGGUACCGAGCAGUUACGAGUGCAUACUACAGAGGAGCAUUGGGGGCAAUGCUAGUCUACGACAUCACCAAGAGACCCACCUUUGAUCACGUGGCUAGGUGGGUGGAGGAACUCCGGGCCCACGCUGAUAAUUCCAUAGUGAUCACUUUGAUUGGAAACAAGGCUGAUCUGGUGGACCAAAGGGCAGUUCCAACAGAAGACGCGGUGGAGUUUGCGGAGGAUCAAGGCCUAUUUUUCUCUGAGACAUCAGCUCUGAGCGGAGACAAUGUGGACAAGGCAUUUUUCAGGCUGCUAGAGGAAAUUUAUGGUGUGAUUUCUAAGAAAGCAUUGGAGUGUGGCGACAAAAAAUCCAACGGUGCUGAUGCUGCGAUGUUAAAAGGAUCUAAGAUUGAUGUAAUUUCAGGGUCUGAUUUAGAGAUUAGCGAGAUGAAAAAAUUAUCUUCCUGCUCCUGUUAGUUUUGGACUAUCUCUAUAUUGAAGUUCUCGUUGCAUUUUUAAGUGAAUGUUAGAUUUAUACUGAAUUUCCUCUUCUUGCAUUGUAAUUGAAAAAUCGGUUUGGAAGGUUUUCUAUUUCUAUUUCGGUUUUA
Molecule: messenger RNA, 1246 nt
Organism: Hevea brasiliensis (rubber tree)
Lineage: Eukaryota; Viridiplantae; Streptophyta; Magnoliopsida; Malpighiales; Euphorbiaceae
Product: ras-related protein RABA3
Exons: 2
Coding region: 420-1115 (231 amino acids)
Cellular component (GO): endosome
Molecular function (GO): GTP binding; GTPase activity
Source: RefSeq, a predicted model, not a curated record